AUGGAUAUCCGACCAAAUCACACAUUGUAUGUGAAUAAUCUAAAUGACAAAGUAAAGAAAAACGAUUUGAAAAAAGCACUAUAUUAUAUAUUUGGUCAACAUGGUCGACUAAUUGAUAUUAUAGCUAUGAAAACAAUGAAAAUGCGUGGACAAGCAUUUAUUAUUUAUCAAGAUAUUGCUUGUGCAACGCAAGCUUAUCGUUCAUUACAGGGAUUUCAGUUAUUUCAACGACCUAUGCGAGUAACGUAUGCUAAAAAAGACUCGCAACAAAUUAUCUGUUUGAAAGGUGUCAGUGCUGAAGUUCAAAAGAGACGUGAAGAAGAACGCGAAAAACGUAGACGAAAGAAAAUGGCACAACGUGCUGCAGCGGUAGCAGCGGCUUUACAAGCAGCUAAUCAAUCAGUAAAUGGUCCAGCGGGUACCGGUGGAGAUAUCAAUGCAUUGUUAGAUCAACCAAAUCAUAUUUUAUUUGUUAGCAAUUUACCAGAAGAAACUACUGAUGCUAUGCUUACAAUGUUAUUUAGUCAAUUCUCGGGAUUUAAAGAGGCUAGACGCGCUGCUGGUGGAGUUGGCUUUGUCGAAUAUGAUACUGAAUCACAAGCUGCUGCUGCGCGAUCUGCUUAUGAAGGAUUUAAACUGACACCGACUCAUGCUAUGCAAAUUACAUUUGCUAAGAAAUAA
Messenger RNA from Schistosoma bovis, 681 nucleotides. The record is from the annotation of a GenBank genome assembly. NCBI's taxonomy places the organism in Eukaryota, Metazoa, Platyhelminthes, Trematoda, Strigeidida, Schistosomatidae.